AAUAUCAGUCUGUGCCGUGGAGAAAAGUGAGAAACAUUUUUUGCUAAACAAGAAAAGGAAAGUUGCCAUAAAAAUGGACAAGGCACUGUUACAGGGAGAUGAUCGGAAAACAUGGGGGACGACGGUGUUCGUGAAGGAGCUGAAGAAGGUGAGUUACAUGGCGGCACCGAUGGUGGCUGUAUCGGUAUCACAGUAUCUAUUACAGGUGAUAUCGUUGAUGAUAGUUGGUCAUGUUGGUGAGCUUGCUCUUUCUGGGGUUGCUAUUGCCACUUCUUUCACCAAUGUCACUGGCUUCAGUUUACUUUUUGGAAUGGCUGGUGCAUUGGAAACACUAGGUGGUCAGGCUUAUGGAGCCGGACAAUAUCAAAAGCUUGGAACCUACACUUACUGUUCAAUCUUAUCUCUCAUUACAAUUUGCCUCCCAGUUUCCCUCUUUUGGAUUUUUAUGGACGAAUUCUUAAUAUUUAUGGGUCAAGACCCUCAAAUUUCACAUGUAGCCAGCAUUUACUCCAUUUGGCUCAUCCCUGCAUUAUUUGCCGAUGCUAUUCUUCAAUCACUGGUUCGUUAUUUCCAGUCCCAAAGCCAAAUUCUCCCAUUAUUUUUAAGUUCAUGUGCCACCAUAUGCUUCCAUGUACCACUUUGCUGGGUUCUAGUACAUAAAACCAAUCUGGGUUACGUAGGUGCUGCAUUAGCAAUCACACUUGCCUUGUGGUUUAAUGUCAUUGUGCUCGGGUUUUACAUGAGAUGGUCCGCUAGUUGUGAGUCGACUCGGACUGUUAUUGUGGGGGAUGUUUUCGCGAGUAUCAAAGAGUUCUUAGGCUUUGCACUCCCUUCUGCUGUAAUGUGUUGUCUUGAAUGGUGGUCAUUCGAGCUUCUCGUACUUCUAUCCGGCCUUUUACCGGAUUCGGAACUCGAAACAUCGGUUCUUUCUAUAUGCCUUUCAACAACAUCAUUACACUACUUCGUACCGUAUGGAGUUGGUGCUGCUGCAAGUACUCGAGUUUCGAAUGAACUAGGAGCAAUGAACCCACAUUCGGCUCGAGUAGCAGUCAAUGUCGUGAUGAUACUCGGAAUUUUUGAAGCAAUGACUGUUAGCAUAACCCUCUUCAGCUGCCGUUAUGCUUUCGGAUAUCUAUACAGCAACGAACAGGAAGUUAUCGACUACGUUGGAGAAAUGAUUCCUUUAAUUUCACUAUCCGUCAUCAUUGACAGUUUACUAGCAGUUAUUUCCGGUGUCGCGAGAGGAACCGGGUGGCAACACAUUGGAGCAUACGUGAACCUUGGGGCAUACUACCUUGUUGGAAUCCCAGUUGCUGCUCUGCUAUGCUUUAGCCUACAUCUUAGAGGAAAGGGACUUUGGAUUGGAAUAUUGACCGGUUCUUCUUUACAAUUGGUUCUUCUAGCUUUAGUUACUGGUUUCACAAAUUGGCAAAAACAGGCAAGCAAGGCACAAGAGAGAAUAUUUGAAGAGAAAUUUUCCAAUGGAUUAUUAGCUUGAAGAAACAUGAACUGGUCAUGUGUUGAGCUACCAACAUUUUGAUUUAGUUCUUAUGGAUUUUGUGUUUAGUUAUAAACCUUUUAAGUCACCAUGUUUAUACAAUAAAUUGCCAUCGUGUUGUCUGGUUUUAUGUCCCACUUUUUUAUGUCCAUUAAAUCUCCUGUAUAUAUAUGUAUUGCUGAGGGUUAGGUUUUCGAUAUGUUGAUAUUGUUUUUUGGUGAGAGUUUUGUUUCUCAACUUUAUUGAAAGCUUGAGCGGGUUUAUAAAGUAAUUCUGUUGAGGGUUAGACUCUCCAUAUGUAGCUAUGCUUCUGCAUAUGAAUUUAGGAUGCUUAAUCAUGACUCUUUGGUGCUAUCUUUCACAUAUGUUUCUGUUGGACAUUUAGAGAUGUUAAUAAGGCAGCUUAUUUGUGUGUUUGGGUGA
Messenger RNA from Gossypium raimondii (Peruvian cotton), 1921 nucleotides. Its product is annotated as protein DETOXIFICATION 8. Gene Ontology annotation, biological process: xenobiotic detoxification by transmembrane export across the plasma membrane. Lineage: Eukaryota; Viridiplantae; Streptophyta; Magnoliopsida; Malvales; Malvaceae. The transcript is spliced from 7 exons. The record is from RefSeq and is a predicted model, not a curated record. Gene Ontology annotation, cellular component: membrane. Gene Ontology annotation, molecular function: antiporter activity; xenobiotic transmembrane transporter activity. Bases 74 to 1498 code for a protein of 474 amino acids.